CCCCUUUUUUUAUUAUUUGUGUUUGUCAAAUCGGAUUUUUCGCUUCAAUUAAGCGCCAACCAAGGAAAUUUUCGACUUAUCGAUAGAUAAAAUCCCAUGAAAUGUCCAAAUGGCCUGCAGCCCUAGUUCACGUAUUCGCCAAGGAAUCAGAGUCCAACCAGAGUUCUGAAAUAGCUUGAAUAUAUUAAAAGUUGAGUUAAAAUGAGAGCCUAAACGAACAAGUAAAAAGAAAGAGUACAAUAGUAAAAAUAAAAAAAAUAUCUAAUACAGAAAAAUUGAUCAGUUGAUAUUAAAUAUUUUCAAAAUUCUCAAUAAAAUUACCGCGCGAAUGUCUGUCACCCCUGGUAUAUCCAUCUCGUUAUUUUUGCCAGCCCUUUUACUUGCAUUUCAUUUUUGCAUUUGUUUACAUCACCGGUUGUCUGUAAUUUGCAGUUAAUAGCAAGAUGCGUUUGAUUUACGCAUGCUUUGUGAUACUACUGUGUGCGAUAAUCUUUUGCGAAUACGUGGCCGACUUUGUGGUACUACAAAACUGCAAAUGGCCCGAAAUACGCCGCAAGAAAUAUGUGGAUGAUCCGCUGCGAGCGAUGAUUAUAGCCGAUCCCCAUUUGCUUGGCCCGAAUCAUGGCCAUUGGAUGGACAAGUUAUAUCGUGAGUGGCAUAUGAAACGUUCGUUUCAAGCCGGCUCCAGGUUGCUACAGCCGGACAUUGUUUUUGUGCUCGGUGAUUUAUUCGACGAGGGCGACAUGGUCAAUGAUCAAAACUUUCAUAAAUACGUAAUGCGUUAUCUGCAAAUGUUUAAUCUGCCUGCUGGCAUACCGCUAAUCAGUGUAGUAGGCAACCACGACGUGGGCUUCCACUACAAGAUGCAUCCCUAUUUUAUGGAUCGUUUCGAGCACUAUUUAAACUACUCCAUGGUGCAUUUGUAUACCAUUAAGCAAAUACACUUUGUUAUGAUCAAUUCCAUGGCCAUGGAGGCAGACGGCUGCAGAUUUUGCAGUGAGGCCGACAGUGCGCUGCAGACUAUAUCGAGCACUCUGUUUUGCAUGCAGCAUCCGCAUGUGGCGGAAUGCGCACGGACGCGUCGUCAUCCUUAUAGCCAGCCGAUCGUAAUGCAACACUUUCCCACGUAUCGAAUAUCGGAUAAGGUGUGUCGAGAGCAUGAUGCGCCAGUCAUCGAGGCGUUUAGAGAGCGUUAUCAUGUUCUCUCCAAAGAGGCGACCGAUACGAUAGGCGAUCUUUUGAAGCCAAGACUUGCCUUUGCUGGGCAUUCGCAUUACUAUUGCCACAAUAUCAAUCGACUGGGGAUAGAUGAGUAUACGGUGUCGUCCUUUAGCUGGCGCAAUAAUGUAAAUCCCAGCUUUAUGCUGGCCACCAUUACACCCGAUGACUAUGCGGUUUUCAGAUGCAAAAUGUUGCCACAGCAAUUUGUAAUCAAUAGCUACCUAAGUGCAGUCUUUGCGUGUCUUGUGCUCUUCGCCUGCCAGAUAAAAAACUAUUGGAGCAGCAAGAGGCUAGCAGCGACGGAGAUAGCCCAUUCGAAGCAACAUUAACUACAGUAUGAAAUAAUCGUAGAUUUGUGAUUCUUGGCCAAAGUAUAGAGGCUUAAAUUUAAAUAUCUAGCUAACAUAAUAUGUUGUAGAAUAUGCGCUCAAUCCCUAGACUCUCAUAUCAAUAACAAUGAAACUUUAUAUAUACA
Messenger RNA from Drosophila hydei, 1696 nucleotides. RefSeq names its product metallophosphoesterase 1 homolog (gene PGAP5). The record is from RefSeq and is a predicted model, not a curated record. Gene Ontology annotation, biological process: GPI anchor biosynthetic process. Gene Ontology annotation, molecular function: hydrolase activity. The coding region runs from base 444 to 1550 and encodes 368 amino acids. The transcript is spliced from 3 exons. Lineage: Eukaryota; Metazoa; Arthropoda; Insecta; Diptera; Drosophilidae.